UCAAAAUGGCGUCCGCCAACGAUUGCCCGGAACCGGGUAAACUCUAUAAGGAGGUCAUCACUCUUGAUGGUGUGCGGACGGUUUUAUCGAAAAUCUUACCACAGAGGAAAAUUCAUAAGCACGUGAUUGUGGUAAUUCCUGGAAAUCCUGGAUUGAUAGAAUUCUAUGAUGAUUUUGUUACGUCAUUGUUUGACGCGCUUCAAGGGCAGUUGCCGGUGUUUGGAAUUUCUCAUACCGGUCAUUCUCCCAUAGAUUGCUAUCCAGUGUGUCCAGGGAAAAACUGCUCUGCUGAACAAAGCUAUGCUGCUGAGUCAUACAGAUUUCCAUUGAGCCUCGAGGAACAAAUCCUACAGAAAGAUUUAUUCUUGGAGAAGCAUAUUGCACCACAUUCUAAAAUAAUACUGAUUGGACACUCAAUGGGAGCUUAUGUUAUACUAAAUCUACUAAAAGAUUGUGAAAGAUUAUCAGAUAUCUCCAAAGCUAUUCUGUUGUUCCCAACAGUGGAACGAAUGGCAAUAUCUCCAAAUGGCAGAUUUGUGACACCCUCAGUGAUGUAUUUGAGGUGGAUAGGAAUAUUGGCAGCUGCUGCAUUCUCAUUUUUACCUCAAGUUGUGAAGAAAUGGUGUGUUCAAUGGUGGUUUAGUGACAGAAAGGGACUAAUGCCUAGUGUUGUUGAUACUGUGAUCAAAUUCCUUACCUAUCAACCAAUGGAUUGUUCCUCUAGAAUGGCACAGGAAGAAAUGACAGAUGUAGUUCACCGUGAUGAUGAGGUAAUUGAAACAAAUUUGGAGAAACUGAUCUUCUACUAUGGAACAACUGAUAAGUGGGUCCCAGUCUCCUACUAUGAGGACAUGAAAGCGAGGUUUCCCAGAGGGGAAAUAUAUUUAUGUAAAAGGAAGUUUGAUCAUGCAUUUGUACUUGAAUCAUCAAAGGAAGUCGCUGAAAUGGUUGCUUCUUGGAUACAAAAGGUGGCUGCUUGAACAUUGAACCAAUAUGCUGUCUAACUCCAUAACCCCUAUGAUUAGAUUAGAAAUUCUCCUUUCCGUUUGUCAUAAAUUUUCUUGUAAAUUGGAGAGAAGAAUCAGACAUUGAAGCUUUUAUGUUCUCAUCAUGUGUUUGCAGGAUAGUGUAUUGUAAUUGAGGGGAUAAUGUUUUUCUUAUUUUUUACCCAUUUAUUAAUACAAAUCACAGUAAUAACAUUUAUUUACCAAUAUAGCUUACAAGUGUUACAUUUUAUACAGAUCAAGGAAUAUUUGCAAAACUGGCUUUUUUUUAUGCUACCACCAUUAACACCUAACAUGCACAUGUAGUUAGCUAUUUAGCUUACACACACUGGCCAACUAGUUGUUAUCAUUGAUGUGCAUGUGUUCUGGUAAUUUAGUGUUAGGAUAGUUUGAACGUAGAAUAUACCUGAGAUGGUUGGCUGAUAUGGUUAUUUCUUGGAUUCAAGAGUUGAUUAAAAAAAAACAAUAUUAUUUGAUUUGGUUAUAACCAUAAACGAGUGUACUUGAUAAAGGUGAGAGUCUUAAAACAGGUUUCAAGUUGGAAAAUCAGCUUACUUUGAAGUAUUGAGAAGGUGAGAGAUGAUUGUUGGAAAUGAUGCACCUAUUUGGCUAGGC
This is a messenger RNA of Pocillopora verrucosa, 1619 nucleotides long. Its product is annotated as lipid droplet-associated hydrolase. The record is from RefSeq and is a predicted model, not a curated record. Lineage: Eukaryota; Metazoa; Cnidaria; Anthozoa; Scleractinia; Pocilloporidae. Gene Ontology annotation, molecular function: lipase activity. Gene Ontology annotation, cellular component: lipid droplet. Gene Ontology annotation, biological process: lipid storage.